This is a messenger RNA of Aspergillus sclerotioniger CBS 115572, 2235 nucleotides long. RefSeq lists its product as uncharacterized. Bases 49 to 2124 code for a protein of 691 amino acids. The transcript has 2 exons. The record is from RefSeq and is a predicted model, not a curated record. Gene Ontology annotation, biological process: regulation of DNA-templated transcription. NCBI's taxonomy places the organism in Eukaryota, Fungi, Ascomycota, Eurotiomycetes, Eurotiales, Aspergillaceae. Gene Ontology annotation, molecular function: DNA-binding transcription factor activity, RNA polymerase II-specific; zinc ion binding.
AUUUAACUUCCUAAUGACUACCCCGCUUCAACCCCCUCAAGUCGCGACAUGCCCCCAAGGAAACUCCGAAAAGGCACUCACAGCUGCUGGGAAUGUCGACGGCGCAAGGUCCGCUGCCAGUUUUCCUCUCCAAGUGCUGCCAUCUGCACUCCAUGUAGCAUCCGAGGCAGUCCCUGUCGAAGUCAGGAUCUGGUUGAUUCGCCACCACCGCAGCGGGAACGAACCCACGCGCAACGUCUGGAUCGGCUUGAAGAGUUGAUGCAGAGAUUGGUUGAGCGGAUUCUUCCGGAUGGGGAUGUCGCGGAGAGACGACCGGGAGAGGGGUGGUUUGAUGCAGCAAGUUCAAUCUUUUCCACGUCAGGGACGCGAGACGCCUUUCGAGUCGCGCAGAAUGUAGACACCCCGGGUAUUGAUGAAACACCGGUUGGGUUGCUACUGGGGCCUGGUUCCGAUACCUCGUCUGCGUUGACGCCAGAGUUGGGGGGCUCGUACAGCUCGUUGGGAUCUGGUAUCGCUGGUAUCAAUAGGGUCUCCCAACGGCUGCAUGCACUCUUUCCAUCCCAGGAGGACAUGAAGCUCAUCACUGAAUCAAGUCCUGGAACAAUCUUCCUUGCUGCUUUGUUCAGUUCGGAUUCCGAUGGCAUUUCGGCUAUUUACAACUCCACUGAAGACAUCGCAACGAUCCCUCAGAUCUCAAGCCAACCGACUAUGCUUGCGAAAAGACUUCUCCAGCUGGCCAUUUGCAUGCAGCAGCUCAGUCCAUCAUUUGACACAAGACGUCUUGGACUAAAGGUUCCCGUCGCGACCAUCAUGGUUCACAUAGACUCCACAAUAUCCAACCUCGUCAUCUCCAAUGACGACUACAUGGCUAAUGUAGAUGGUCUGCAAUGUAUCAUUCUACAUGGCUUCUGGCACAUGAACGCAGGCAAUUUGCGCAAAGCAUGGCUUACCUUCCGGCGUGCAAGCAGCCUCGCGCAACUAAUCGGUAUUGGUCCGGGGAGCAAUGAUUCCAACGCCCGGAAGACUAAAGAGAAUCUAACUCCCUUUCAUAACAAGAUCUGGUACUUGCUGGCCGCCUUCGAUCGACACUUAUCACUGUUCCUCGGCCUUCGAAUCGAUAUGCGGGACGUCAGUUUCGCCUCAGAGGAGUGGACCAAAUACGACAGCCCUGAAGAAAAGCUCGAGAAACUACACACUGUGAUCGCUGCACGAAUCGCAGACAGAAACCAUACAACCAACGAAGGCUACGCUAUCAUGCAAGCAAUUGACUAUGACCUUGACAUGGGUGCAAAACGCAUGGGUCAGAUGUGGUGGUCUCACUCCAGCCCGGUGUGCGAAACUCCCGAGCAGAACUGGCAGCACAGAAGACGUCUGAUGAUUCAGAUCAAUCACUUCGGUCUGCUAGUCAUGCUGCACCUACUGUAUCUCCUUCGGGACCCCACGGAACAUCGAUAUACACAUAGUCGAAUGACGUGUAUUCGCUCGGGUCGGGAGAUCCUCACCCGAUUUAUCUCGCUUCGAGAAGAUGUGGAAUCUAUCUUUUCGUGUCGCCAUAUCGACUACGCGGCAUCGAUUGCUGCGAUCACGCUUCUGCUGAGCUAUCUUGUUCAGGGAGCUAUUCCUGUCUCUGAUUCUCAGCGGGAAAAUGAUCGGAUUGUUAUUGGUCAGGUGAAGGAUAGGAUGGAGCAGGUUGUUCUGCUGAAUGAUGAUAAAUUCUUGCAGGAAUCAUCGCAUAUUAUUUCACAACUUCUGCCUGUUCUUGAUACCGACUCUACGAACAAAAUGACUUUAUCGGCGGAAGACAACCUCGGAGAAACUGUUCAGCUGAACAUUCCAUAUCUUGGUCUGGUCAGCAUAUGUUUGAAGCCGAAGCAGAGAGCAAAGCCCACUAGCUCAGUCGAACGCUCUGAUCAGCAAUCCCGCUCGGCAUCACUCAGCCAUGAACAGCAUGCGAAUGACUGGAAUAUACACGAGUUCAUCCACGUCGAGGAAGCCUUCGAUGGCCACCUUCCCACUCUCACAGCGGAAGCUAGUGACUGGCCGUUUCAAGGCAUUGACACUAAUUUUUGGUCUCUUUUGCAGGGGGGCAUAGUGGACUCGGAUGGUUUCAACCCUCCACAUUGAAUCUCUGUCUCACUGGUUGCAAUUACAUUAAUUCAAAACUCCAUCACGAAUACCAAUACCAACAUCACACCCUAACAAAUCCCAUCACUCCACAUUCUUCAUAAUCCCCGG